This is a messenger RNA of Diaporthe batatas, 1449 nucleotides long. RefSeq lists its product as uncharacterized. NCBI's taxonomy places the organism in Eukaryota, Fungi, Ascomycota, Sordariomycetes, Diaporthales, Diaporthaceae. Bases 1 to 1449 code for a protein of 482 amino acids. The record is from RefSeq and is a predicted model, not a curated record. The transcript has 2 exons. Gene Ontology annotation, cellular component: extracellular region.
AUGAAGUACGCCCUGACCCUGUUGGCUCCGGCCAUGGCUGCGGCUGUCUCGCUCAAGACCCUCCUUGGCGAGAGCGAAAUCACCCACGAGAUGUACCAGUCCGGAAGAGUUCAUGACGCCGUCAUGCACUACAAGAUGGACGAGUGGGAGCAACGCCGCGCCGACGGAGCAUACAACCAGACCCAGCUCUUCCAGACUCUCCCUGCCCCCGUCAAGUGUGUCAACGGCCAGGCUGUUGUCGUCCCAGGCGACCGCCUGCAGACAUUCCGCUGCAGCAACCUUGAUCUGCAAGACUUCAAGACCCACGCUGAGCUGGGGAGCAGCAGCGGCUCGGGUUCCUCUUCCUGGGGCUGGACAUCUCCGGACGGACGUGAGUUCGGUGCUAUCGGCCAGGCUGAUGGCACUGCAUUCAUCGAGAUCUCCAAGGAGGGUCGGAUCACCUACCUUGGUCGUCUCCCCCAGCAAUCAGUCACCUCGCAGUGGCGCGAGAUCCGAACGGUUAAGAACUACUUCGUGAUCGGAUCUGAGGCGGCGAACCACGGUGUCCAGAUCUUCGACGCCCGCAAGCUCCUGACGGUCACCUCACCCAAGACCUUCAGCACCACCAGCGACAUCUCGCUCUUCAACAGCCUCCCCAGUGGUCGCACCCACAAUGUCGUCUCCCUCGAGGAGAAGAACUUCGCCGUUGCAGUCGGCGCACAACCUCGCACAGACAGGUGCAGGUCGGGUCUGAUCUUCAUCGACCUGUCGAACCCUGCCAGCCCCACGACCCCGGGCUGUGCCCCCGGUGAUGGCUAUGUCCACGACGCCCAGUGCCUGGUCUACCGAGGACCGGACACCCGGUACACCGGACGCGAUAUCUGCUACGGAUACAACGAGGACACCCUCACCAUCUACGACGUCACGAACAAGGCCGCCGCCACCAUCAUCUCCACCACCAGCUACACUGGCGCAUCCUACACGCACCAAGGCGUGGUCCUGGACCCCAACAACCAGGAGUACCUUCUCCUAGAUGACGAACUCGACGAGCAAAAUGGCGCCGGGACUGCGGCCGACGGGUUCCCCGUCACCUAUGUCUGGGACAUCCGCGACCUCCGUGCGCCCAAGCAGACCGGUCAGUACAAGUCGACGGUGAGGUCGAUCGACCACAACCAGUACGUGUACAACGGCCUGUCCUUCCAGUCCAACUACGGCGCGGGUCUCCGCGUCCUCGACGUGUCCUCUGUGCCCCGCGACCCGACCGGCAAGGGCAUCAAGGAGGUGGCUUUCUUCGACGUGUUCCCGGAUGACGACAACCAGCCCGGCGGCGGCCGAGUCGCCUUCACCGGUACCUGGUCGCACUACGCCGGAUACCCGUCCGGAAACAUCCUCGUCAACACGAUCGAGCGUGGCGCGUACAUCGUCAAGAACCCUAAUGUCACUGGACAGAUGAAGGGCCAGUUCGCCUAA